UUUAAAAAUGUGAGAAAUAUGUUUAGGAGCAACUUGAUAUAAAGGGAAUAUGCUUGGUUUUUAUGAAUGCAGAAGACACCAAAUACUCAUUGUCACUUGCAGGGUACCUUGUACUGUGGCCAAGGCAGUUUUUCUCCCCAAGAGCUUAGUCCCUGCGGUGUUUCUGUAGUGGGGAUGCUCUCAGGCAAGCAAAGUGAUAGCAGAUAAGAUAAAGUCAAGACAUAAUCCCCCCACCACAAACGGCACUUUCAGGUGCCAUUGGAUUCCCUGCCUGUAGCUGAAUUCUCCUCACAAAGGGCUUGGGCCGCUUAAGGCUGGGGCUGUGCUCAAGAGCUGGAAUACCCUUUGUCCUGGCUCCCCAGGGAGAAGGCCGAGCAGGCCAUCUGGAACCGUCUGCAGCACCUCAAGGCGCUGAAGGCCCGGCGGCCGCAGGCUCGUGCUCCGCUCCGCAUCGGGAUCCUGGGAUGCAUGGCCGAGAGGCUUAAGGAGGAGAUUCUGCACAGGGAGAAGCUGGUUGAUGUCGUGGCUGGCCCUGAUGCCUACCGUGAUCUUCCCCGGCUGCUGGCAGUGGCAGAGUCUGGCCAGCAAGCUGCCAAUGUCCUGCUGUCCCUAGAUGAGACUUAUGCUGACAUUCUGCCUGUCCAGACUAGUGCAGGUGGCACGACAGCAUUUGUGUCCAUCAUGCGGGGCUGUGACAACAUGUGCACUUACUGCAUCGUGCCCUUCACCCGAGGCCGGGAAAGGAGCCGCCCCAUCGCCUCCAUCCUGCAGGAAGUGAGGAUGCUGUCGGAUCAGGGAGUGAAAGAAGUGACCCUAUUGGGUCAGAAUGUCAACAGCUUUCGAGACCUGUCUGAGGUGCAGUUUCAGUCACUGGCUGCCCCAGGCCUCAGCCGUGGCUUUAGCACAGUCUACAAAGCCAAACAGGGAGGUUUGCGCUUCUCACACCUGCUGGACCAGGUCUCUAGGAUUGAUCCAGAAAUGAGGAUCCGUUUCACCUCUCCACACCCUAAGGAUUUUCCUGAUGAGGUCCUGCAGCUCAUCCAGGAGCGACACAACAUCUGCAAACAGCUGCACCUCCCAGCCCAGAGUGGGAGCACACGAGUCCUGGAGGCGAUGCGGCGAGGAUACACAAGAGAAGCAUAUUUAGAGCUCGUGCACCACGUGCGUGACUCUAUUCCAGGAGUGAGCUUGAGCAGUGAUUUCAUCACUGGGUUCUGCGGAGAGACAGAGGAGGAUCACCAGCAGACGUUGUCCUUGCUGCGGGAAGUCCGCUACAACAUCGGUUUCCUGUUUGCUUACAGCAUGAGACAGAAGACGCGGGCGCAUCACCGGCUGCAGGAUGAUGUCCCCACAGAUGUGAAGAAGCGGCGGCUGGAGCAGCUCAUUGCCACCUUCCGGGAGGAGGCUGCGAGGGCCAACGCAGCACUGGUGGGACAGGCCCAGCUGGUGCUGGUGGAAGGGCCCAGCAAACGCUCUGCCUCGGAGCUGUGUGGGAGGAACGACGGCAACAUCAAGGUGAUCUUCCCCGACGCCGAGCUGGAGGAUGCUGCCGAGUGCAGGGCUCCAGGCAGAGCCCAGCCAGGGGACUAUGUGAUGGUGAAGGUAACCUCUGCCAGCUCACAGACCCUGCGGGGAGUUCCGCUCUGCAGGACCACCCUAUCCCGUGCUGCUGCUUCUCACUGAGGGAUCCCUGCUGCCCCUGCAUGGAAGCAACACAUAUUCUCCAUGAAGAAACAAGGAAGUGUGGUCAGGUGGAGAGAUGGUAGAACCAGGGAGAUAUAUAUGUAUAUUAAAAUUUAUUUGUGAAAUAAUAAAAUACAUAUAUA
Molecule: messenger RNA, 1826 nt
Organism: Cyanistes caeruleus (blue tit)
Lineage: Eukaryota; Metazoa; Chordata; Aves; Passeriformes; Paridae
Source: RefSeq, a predicted model, not a curated record